Molecule: messenger RNA, 2962 nt
Organism: Opisthocomus hoazin
Lineage: Eukaryota; Metazoa; Chordata; Aves; Opisthocomiformes; Opisthocomidae
Source: RefSeq, a predicted model, not a curated record
AUGCAGGGACCAGAGCGCUCCAGCUCUUCCUGCGCGAGGCGGGAACGUGUGCUGCGUUUGCAGGACUCGAGGUACAGGCAGAGCAUGGAACGUACUGAAGGGAAACGCUGCACGGCGUUUGUUCACCAGCAAGGCUUCCGGCCGCCUUCCAAGCUCUCCCGCGGCCAGCAGCACCCAGCGAGGUUCUGCGCAGCUGCCGCGACCACCUCUGCUGGAGCCCCCUCUCUGCAACGCAGCGCUGCCUUGCUCCAAGGUGGGCUGUCCUUGGCUUUCACCGGGCUUGCUUGUUGCAUUUUGCUUCUUGGCAGAAGGCGGAAUUCUUCACGGAGAAUAAGCCAUGAUAAUGAUUCCUGCGCACAAAGACAGGAUGAGGGCAAGGUCAGGCUUCAUCAUAAAAAACCCUCUCGCCUUGUGGUGCAGGGAGAAGCGUGGGGUGUAAACGGAGAAUCGGCCGGCUCAGGCUUCACCUUGCGCUGGGAGGCAGCCAUGGGUCGUACAAACCGCGGUCGGUCAGGACUCGUGUCUUUCAAACGGUGGCUGCAUAAUGUGGACAGGUUUUCAAAUGCAGCAAAAGAUCGCUCAAAACCUUUAAUUUUUUUUUUUUUUUUCUUCUCUUCAAGGUUUGGACCCCACGGAAUCCCUGUGACCAUAUUUCCUAAAAGGGAGUACAAGGAUAAACCCGAAGCCAUGCAGCUCCAGAGUAAACCAUUCCAAGACGAGGCACAGGUGAAGUGUGAAUCGAAUGCUGCAGUCCCUGAUGACUCUUCCCUCGCGCAGCCGUCGGAACCUAGCAUAGCUAAAAGCCUAUGGACUUCGAAGCCACCUCCUCUGUUUCAUGAGGGAGCGCCAUAUCCUCCUCCUUUGUUUAUCAGGGACACGUAUAACCAGUCAAUACCUCAGCCUCCGCCCCGGAAAAUUAAGCGGCCCAAGCGUAAAAUGUACAGGGAGGAACCCACUUCGAUCAUGAAUGCUAUCAAACUACGGCCCCGGCAGGUCUUGUGUGACAAGUGCAAAAACAGUGUUGUUGCAGAAAAAAAAGAAAUAAAAAAAGGUGGCAAUGCAAGUGACUCUUCAAAAUAUGAGGAUAAUAAAAAGCGAAGAAAUGAGAGUGUGACUACUGUGAAUAAAAAACUUAAGACUGACCAUAAAGUGGACGGAAAAAGCCAAAACGAAAGCCAGAAAAGGAAGGCUGUGGUCAAGGUUUCAAAUAUUGCCCACAGCAGAAGCAGAGUAGUUAAAGUUUCUGCACAAGCAAAUACUUCGAAAGCGCAGUUAAACACAAAAAAAGUUCUCCAGAGCAAAAACAUGGAUCAUGCAAAAGCUCGGGAAGUUUUGAAAAUGGCCAAAGAAAAGGCACAAAAGAAGCAGAGUGCAACCUCCUCUUCCAAAAAUGCACAUUCAAAGGUCCACUUCACACGGCGUCUUCAGAACACCAGCUCAGGUUCCCUCCCACCCCGAUUGCGUUUAAAGCCACAAAGGUAUCGGAAUGAAGAAAAUGACUCUUCUCUCAAGACAGGACUUGAGAAAAUACGGAGCGGCAAGAUGGCAACUAAGCCCCAGUCUCGCUGCUCCUCCACCCGCUCAGCAGGUGAGGCCCCUUCAGAAAGUCAGAGCCCCUCAAAAGGCUCUGAAGAGGCCAGCGGUGAGGUUCAGGACACGAGUGAAGUGCAUGUAACUGUUGAUCAGGAUGAACACCAGACACUGGGCAAGAGAGGCAGCAAAAGCAAUAUAACGGUUUACAUGACCCUUAAUCAAAAGAAAUCUGACUCUUCCAGUGCGUCAGUGUGUAGUAGUGAUAGCACAGAUGAUCUGAAAUCUACCAACUCCGAGUGUAGCUCUACUGAAAGCUUUGAUUUUCCUCCAGGCAGCAUGCAUGCACCUUCCUCCUCCUCCUCCUCUUCCAAGGAAGAGAAAAAGCUCAGUAAUUCCUUGAAAACGGAAGUGUUUUCCAAAAACGUCUCUAAAUGUGUCACACCAGAUGGCAGGACCGUAUGCGUAGGGGACAUUGUUUGGGCCAAGAUUUACGGCUUCCCUUGGUGGCCAGCCCGUGUUCUUACCAUAACUGUGAGCCGGAAAGAUAACGGCCUCUUAGUUCGCCAGGAGGCUCGCAUCUCGUGGUUCGGCUCCACAACAACAUCUUUUCUCGCUCUUGCACAACUCUCCCCCUUUUUAGAAAGCUUCCAGUUGCGCUUUAAUAAGAAGAGAAAGGGCCUUUACCGCAAGGCCGUCACAGAGGCAGCGAAGGCUGCUAAGCAGCUGACUCCCGAGGUUCGGGCCCUGCUGACGCAGUUUGAAACGUGAACGUGGACAGUAAGGUAGGCAAGAGAUCUGGAGGCUCCGCAAAAUUCAUAGCCUAGUUAGGGGACUGCCGUGAAGGACUGGCCAGGUCAGAAGUUGCACUCGGUUGACUGCUCUUUUUAUACUCAAGUCGUUCCAUUUGUAGCGGUUUCUUGGCAGUUAAACAAAUUGAACAUGCAAUCAAAAUUAGCCUACAGUGAGAACUUCGGUAUUUUUCAAGCGAGAAUUUUUUUUUAAAGAAAAAGAAAACUCCUCAAACACCCAAUGCAUAGGAGCCAUAGCCUCAGCUGAAAGGCAGCUUAUUUGCAGGGACUUUUUUAGUAGUUUCUACCCAGUAUAUAAGUAGUUGCUGUGUGGCAAGGGGUUAACACGAGGGAUGAAAGUAGUAGCUGUGACUUUUUUUUUGUUUGUUUGUUUUAGGUGGCCCAUCAGGGAAGUGUAGAAAUGUAAGCCUUGUCUAAAUGGUCUUUAAAGAUUAUUUUAAAUAGCCCCUGAUGCGUUUAGUCUGGCCAGUGGCAACUGGUGGCGAGCUUCCCCCUCCUCUGGAGGCACGCCCCGGUCCACGCGGGCCAGUCCGAACGGCGUCAGGCGGCUUGCUGGAAGGUUUAAGGAAGAAGAAUUCGUGGAACUUAAAGACCAGAUUAAAUGGGGUUUUAUCGUAGUG